AUGGCGAAGUGAAAGGAGGACAUCCAAUACGGGACAGCACAAGCGAAGGUGGCCGUAGAUGGGACGCUGAGAGUCGCUUACAAGCACGGGACUCCUCUGGAGGGCGGCCACAUAGCUGAAUCCGAGCGAGUCGACCUCUUCUCCUCCGCCCCCAACAUCUCUCCCGCCCAGUCUCAGCUGCAACCCCGCCCCAGUGCUGCUCUGCCUCCUCCUCCUCCGGCCACCGCCGACGAUGAUUCGAACACCCCUAAGAAUUCUCCUGCCACAUCUACUAGCACCGGUUUAUUAACUCCAUGCCCUUUAUUUUCUUUUCUUUCCUUUCUCUCUUCUCUUAUGUACUCCGCUCCGGUCAGAGUUUUCACCUGAGUGAAUAUAUAACAAAUUCUUGUA
This is a messenger RNA of Syzygium oleosum, 390 nucleotides long. RefSeq lists its product as uncharacterized. Lineage: Eukaryota; Viridiplantae; Streptophyta; Magnoliopsida; Myrtales; Myrtaceae. Gene Ontology annotation, biological process: seed dormancy process. The transcript has a single exon. The record is from RefSeq and is a predicted model, not a curated record.